AUGGCUAAAGAAACAGUCAAAACCGUUUCAGAAGAAGAUCUUCAGCUUAAAGAUGAAUUAGAAUUGCUGAUUGAAAGAUUGAAGGAGGAAAAUGUCGAUCUUCAUAGACCGGUUUUGGAGAGCCUUCGUGUUCACAUUCGAACAUCUACUAGUUCUAUGACCUCCGUUCCAAAACCAUUAAAGUUCUUGAGACCUCAUUAUGCAACCAUAACUGAGAUUUACCUAAGUUGGCCAGAAAGUGAUAAUAAACAUUUUUUGGCUGACAUUUUGUCUGUAUUGGCAAUGACUUAUGACGAAGGAAAAAGAGAUUCCUUGAAAUAUAGAUUAGAAGGAUCACGUGAAGAACCUGGUUCUUGGGGACAUGAAUACGUACGGCACUUGUCAACUGAGAUUGGACAAGAAUUUUUAUAUCGUCAAGAAAGUGAUAAACCCACCGAAGAUCUCAUGAACCUUGCAUUAGAAAUUGUUCCUUUCCUCUUAAAGCAUAACGCCGAAGCUGAUGCUGUUGAUUUAUUUUUAGAACUGGAGGCAAUUGACAAAUUACCACAAUUUGUAGAUAAAGAUACUUAUCCACGAGUGUGUCGGUACAUGGUUAGCUGUGUAAAUUUGUUAGUCUUUCCUGAUGAUGUUUCUGUUCUAAAAACAGCCCAUCAAAUAUAUUGUCAACACAACAAAUUUACCGAAGCAGUAUCCCUUGCUAUUCGACUAGGAAAUGAAGAUUUAAUAAAAGAAAAUUUUGAAGCAGCUGGAAAUUUUGACCCCCUUUUGCAAAAACAAAUAGCUUUUCAAUUAGCAAGACAACAUAUAACUUUGCCAGUUGAUAAUGAAGAACUUCUUGAAAUAAUUAAUAAUACUCAUUUAUCAAAACAUUUCAUUGCUUUAGCGGAGGAAUUGGAUGUAAUGGAACCAAAGACUCCAGAGGAUAUAUAUAAAAGUCAUUUAGAAAAUAUUCGUCCUGGUUACACAAGUGGAAAUGUUGAUUCUGCAAGACAAAAUUUAGCUUCAACAUUUGUAAAUGCAUUUGUAAAUGCAGGGUUUUGUACCGACAAAUUAGUAUCCAUAGAAGAUGGAAAUGCGUGGCUUUUCAAAAAUAAAGAACAAGGAAUGUUAAGUGCUGCUGCCUCGAUUGGUUUGGUUACAUUAUGGGAUGUAGACGCUGGGUUAGUAUGUAUUGAUAAAUAUUUAUAUUCUAAAGAAGACUAUAUUAAGGCAGGUGCUCUUCUUGCAAUAGGAUUAUUUAAUACAGGAGUACGUAAUGAAAAUGAUCCUGCAUUUGCAUUACUUUCUGAACACAUCGAGUCUUCAAAUCUAAACAUGAGAAUAUGUGCCAUUGUUGGUCUUGGAAUGGCGUACGCCGGCUCACAUCGGGAAGAUAUUCAAGAUAUUUUAUUACCUUUAGUUAGUGACACUAAUCUAAGCAUGGAAAUAGCAUCAGUGGCAGCUUUGUCUCUAGGGUUGAUAUUUGUUGGAAAUUGUAAUGGUGAUAUUACAAGCACAAUAUUGCAAACUAUGAUGGAACGAGAAGAUUCUCAAUUGAAAGAAAUAUGGGGCAGGUUUAUGGGACUUGGUUUAGCUCUUUUAUAUCUUGGAAAACAAGAUGCAGCAGAAGUAACAUUAGAAACUUUAAAGGCAAUCGAACAUCCUAUCAGUAAACAAGUGGAAGUUCUUGUAGAAAUUUGCUCAUAUGCAGGAACUGGAAAUGUACUUAAAGUGCAAAAUAUGAUGCAUAUUUGCGAUGAUCAUUUAGAUAAAGAGAAAGAUGAGGAUUUACAUCAAGCAUUUGCAGUUUUAGGUGUAGCUUUGAUUGCCAUGGGUGAAGAUAUUGGCGCAGAGAUGGCAUUAAGAAUGUUCAACCAUCUGAUGCAUUAUGGAGAGCCAGUAAUUCGUCGCACGGUUCCCCUUGCCUUGGGUUUACUUUGUGCCUCAAAUCCUCUUCUAAAUGUCCUAGAGACAUUAAGUAAAUAUUCACAUGACAAUGAUGCAGAUGUUGCCAUAAAUGCAAUAUUUGCUAUGGGACUUGUUGGAGCUGGAACAAAUAAUGCACGAUUAGCACAAAUGUUGAGGCAACUCGCAUCUUAUUAUCAUAAAGAUGCUAAUUGUUUAUUUAUGGUCAGAAUAGCACAGGGUCUAUUACAUAUGGGUAAAGGAACCAUAUCAAUAAACUCGUUUCACUCUGACAGACAAUUAUUGUCACCUGUAGCAAUAGCCGGAGUUUUAAUAACUUUAAUUGCUUUUACAGACACUAAAACGCUCAUACUGGGCAAAUAUCAUUGGUUUUUGUAUUAUUUGGCAACAGCAAUGUAUCCUAGAUUCUUAAUUACACUUGAUGAAAAUUUAAAUAGCUUACCUGUCACAGUUCGUGUAGGACAGGCAGUUGAUGUUGUGGGACAGGCCGGUAGACCCAAAACGAUUACGGGCUUUCAAACACAUUCAACACCAGUGUUAUUGGCACAUUCCGAACGUGCAGAACUAGCAACAGAAGAAUAUAUAUCAUUAUCUCAUAUUCUUGAAGGUUUUGUUUUGCUUUGCAAAAAUCCAGAUUUUAUGGAAGAAGAUAAAGAAUAA
Molecule: messenger RNA, 2565 nt
Organism: Entrophospora sp. SA101
Lineage: Eukaryota; Fungi; Glomeromycota; Glomeromycetes; Entrophosporales; Entrophosporaceae
Source: the annotation of a GenBank genome assembly